AUGCAGCUGCUGGGGCUCCUCUGCCUCCUCUGGAUGCUCAAGGCCUCCGCAGGGGCCACGGGAACUGUAUCUACGGCCACAUCCAUCUCUCAUGUGCCUUUCCCCAGGGCGGAAGCAGCCCGCGCUGUGCUCAGCAAUUCUCCACACUCCAGAGACCUGGCUGGGCGGCCACUCGGUGUCCCCCAGCUUGCCUCGCCUGCUCCUGGCCACAGGGAAAAUGCACCUAUGACGCUCAUUACCUCCCCCCAUGACACACUCAUCUCUGAAACACUGCUCACCUCUCCAGUCAGUUCCAACACCUCAACCACCCCGACGUCCAAGUUUGCUUUCAAGGUUGAAACCACUCCACCCACUGUGUUGGUCUAUUCGGCCACCACUGAGUGCGUGUAUCCAACGAGCUUUACAAUCACCAUCUCCCACCCCACCUCCAUCUGUGUGACCACGACGCAGGUGGCCUUCACCAGCUCUUACACCCCCACUCCCGUGACACAGAAGCCAGUGACCACCCUCACCAGGACUUACCCUAUGACCACUACUGAGAAAGGAACGUCAGCCGUGACAUCUUCCUCUACCACCUCUGGAAGGGAAACUCCCAUAGUGACAGUGACACCCUCCUCCUCUGUGUCAGCCACAGAUACAACCUUCCACACUAUGGUCUUCUCUACAAUUAGAACCACAGAAAGGAUUCCCCAGCCCACUGGAAGUGUCCAUACGACCAUGUCCCCAGCCCCAGUAUUUACUACUCUCAAAACAGCAGUGACUUCCACUUCCCACAUCACUUCUUCAAUCACUUCCACAGAAACAGUGACUUCUGUGACAACGACCACCUCCUGGCCCACAGCCACUAAUACACUGUCAUCACCCACCAGUACCAUUUUAUCUUCCACACCUGUCCUGAGCACAGAAACAAUCACCAGUGGUAUCCCAAACACCACUCCUCUAUCUACCUUGGUGACCACACUCCCCACUACCAUCACCAGGUCUACACCUAUAUCUGAGCCCACCUACCCUACUUCUCCCACUAGCACAGCCACAGACUCCACAACCAAAAUCACCUGCUCCACAAGUGUGACAGGUACAUUGUCCACGGAGACUUCUCUCCCACCCACAUCUUCCUCUCUCCCAACCACAGAAACAGACACAACUCCUAUGACAAACUUGGUAAUCACCACCCCUGAGAUCACCUCCCACAGUACUCCCACCUUCUCUUCUUCAGCCAUCUACUCUACAGUCAGCACAUCCACAACUGCCAUCUCCUCAGCUUCCCCUACCUCAGGUACCAUAGUGACUUCCACAACCAUGACCCCGUCUUCUCUGACUACAGACAUCCCUUCGACAACACCAACAACUAUCACCCACCCUUCUGUGGGCUCUACUGGCUUCCCGACUACAGGAACAGACCUCACAUCGACAUUCACUGUUUCCAGUUCCUCAGCAAUGUCCACAAGUGUCAUUCCAUCUUCCCCCAGCAUCCAGAAUACAGAAACCUCAUCCGUUGUCAGCAUGACCUCUGCCACCACUCCCAGUGGGACACCAACUUUUGCAAGUACACACAGCACUCCGACAAGUUCCCUCCUGACAACCUUCCCAGCAACAUAUUCAUUUUCCUCUUCCAUGUCUGCCAGCAGUGCCGGGACCACUCACACAGAGAGUAUCUCCUCACCUCCAGCCAUCACCAGUGCACUCCACACAACAGCGGAAUCCACCCUAUCACCCGCUACCACCACUUCAUUCACAACUUCCACAACUAUGGAACCACCUUCAACCACUGUAGCAACUACAGGAACAGGUGAGACCACCUUCCCCAGCUCUACAGCCACAUUCCCUGAGACCACCACACUGACUCCUGCAAUUGACAUUUCUACAGAAUCUCUAACAACAGCCAUGACUUCUACUCCCCCCAUCAGUUCUUCAAUCACUCCCACCAAUACAGUGACUUCUGUGACAACUACAACCUCUUGGCCCACAGCCACGAAUACGUUAUCAUCACUCACCAGUAGCAUUUUAUCUUCUCCACCUGUCCCAAGCACAGAAAUGAUCACCAGUCAUAACACCAACACCACCCCUCUAUCCACCUUGUUGACUACAUUCCUCACCACUACCCCUGAUACCACCUCCCACAGUACCCCCAGCUUCACUUCAUCAGCCAUUUACUCCACAGUCAGCAUAUCCACAACUGCCAUCUCCUCAGCUUCCCCUACCUCAGGUACCAUAGUGACUUCCACAACCAUGACCCCGUCUUCUCUGACCACAGACAUCCCUUCGACAACACCAACAACUAUCACCCACCCUUCUGUGGGCUCUACUGGCUUCCUGACUACAGGAACAGACCUCACAUCAACAUUCACUGUUUUCAGUUCCUCAGCAAUGUCCACAAGUGUCAUUCCAUCUUCCCCCAGCAUCCAGAAUACAGAAACCUCAUCCCUUGUCAGCAUGACCUCUGCCACCACUCCCAGCGAGAGACCAACUCUCACAAGUACUGACAGCACUCCAACAAGUUCUCUCCUGACGACCUUCUCAAGUACAUAUUCAUUUUCCUCUUCCAUGUCUGCCAGCAGUGCUGGGACCACUCACACAGAGACUAUUUCUUCACCUCCAGCCAGCACCAGUACACUCCACACAACAGCUGAAUCCACCCUGUCACCCGCUGCCACCACCUCAUUCACCACCUCGACAACGAUGGAACCACCUUUAACCACUGUAGCAACUACAGGCACAGGUCAGACCACCUUCCCCAGCUCUACAGCCACAUUCCCUGAGACCACCACACUGACUCCUACAACUGACAUGUCCACAGAAUCUCUCACAACAGCUGUGACUUCUCCUCCCAUUACUUCAUCAGUCACUUCCACAAAUACAGUGACUUCUGUGACAACUAUGACCUCUCCUCCCACAACCACCAAUUAUUUUACAUCACUGACCAGUAUGACUCUGUCUUCUACACCUGUCCCAAGCACAGAAGCAAUCACCAGUGGCACCACAAACACAAUCCCUCCAUCUAUCUUGGUAACCACACUCCCCACUACAAAUGUCUCAUCUAUGACUACAUCUGAGACCACCUAUCCUAAUUCUCCAAGUGGCCCUGGUACAAACUCCACGACUGAAAUCACCUAUCCCACCCUUAUGACAGAGACAUCAUCCACUGCCACCUCUAUUCCACCCACCUCUCCCUUGGUCUCAACCGCAGAAACAGCCAAAACUCCUACCACAAACUUGGUAACCACCACCACUACCACCAAGAUCACCUCACAUAGUACCUCCAGCUUCACUUCUUCAACCAUCUACUCCACAGACAGCUCAUACACAGCUGCCAUCACCUCAGUUCCCACAACCUUGGGUACCAUGAUGACUUCUACAUCCAUGAUCCCAUCUACUCUGAGUACAGGUAUCCCUUCCUCACAACCAACAACCAUCACUCCCUCAUCUGUGGGCAUCACUAGUUCAUUACCUAUGAUGACAGACCUCACCUCAGUGUACAUAGUCUCCAGCAUGUCUGCAAGGCCAACAACUGUCGUUCCCUCAUCUCCCACUGUCCAGAAUACAGAAACCUCAUCCUUUGUCAGCAUGACCUCUGCCACCACUCCCAGUGGAAGGCUAACUUUUGCCAGUACACACAGCACUCCGACAAGUUCCCUCUUGACGACCUUCCCAGGGACAUAUUCAUUUUCGUCUUCCAUGCCUGCCAGCAGUGCCUGGACCACUCACACGGAGAGUAUCUCCUCACCUCCAGCCAUCACCAGUACACUCCACACAACAGCUGAAUCCACCCCAUCGCCCACUACCACCACCUCAUUCACCACAUCCACAAUGAUGGAACCACCAUCAACCACUGUAGCAACUACAGGCACAGGUCAGACCACCUUCCCCAGCUCUACAGCCACAUUCCCUGAGACCACCACACUGACUCCUGCAACUGACAUUUCUACAGAAUCUCUCACAACAGCCAUGACUUCUACUCCCCCCAUCAGUUCUUCAAUCACUCCCACCAAUACAGUGACUUCUAUGACAACUACUUCUUGGCCCACAGCCACUAAUACGUUAUCAUCACUCACCAGUAGCAUUUUAUCUUCUCCACCUGUCCCAAGCACAGAAAUGAUCACCAGUCAUAAUACCAACACCACCCCUCUAUCCACCUUGUUGACUACAUUCCCCACCACUACCCCUGAUACCACCUCCCACAGUACCCCCAGCUUCACUUCAUCAGCCAUUUACUCCACAGUCAGCACAUCCACAACUGCCAUCUCCUCAGCUUCCCCUACCUCAGGUACCCUAGUGACUUCCACAACCAUGACCCCGUCUUCUCUGACCACAGACAUCCCUUCGACAACACCAACAACUAUCACCCACCCUUCUGUGGGCUCUACUGGCUUCCUGACUACAGGAACAGACCUCACAUCAACAUUCACUGUUUCCAGUUCCUCAGCAAUGUCCACAAGUGUCAUUCCAUCUUCCCCCAGCAUCCAGAAUACAGAAACCUCAUCCCUUGUCAGCAUGACCUCUGCCACCACUCCCAGCGAGAGACCAACUCUCACAAGUACUGACAGCACUCCAACAAGUUCUCUCCUGACGACCUUCUCAAGUACACAUUCAUUUUCCUCUUCCAUGUCUGCCAGCAGUGCUGGGACCACUCACACAGAGACUAUUUCUUCACCUCCAGCCAGCACCAGUACACUCCACACAACAGCUGAAUCCACCCUGUCACCCGCUGCCACCACCUCAUUCACCACCUCGACAACGAUGGAACCACCUUUAACCACUGUAGCAACUACAGGCACAGGUCAGACCACCUUCCCCAGCUCUACAGCCACAUUCCCUGAGACCACCACACUGACUCCUGCAAUUGACAUUUCUACAGAAUCUCUAACAACAGCCAUGACUUCUACUCCCCCCAUCAGUUCUUCAAUCACUCCCACCAAUACAGUGACUUCUAUGACAACUACGACUUCUUGGCCCACAGCCACGAAUACGUUAUCAUCACUCACCAGUAGCAUUUUAUCUUCUCCACCUGUCCCAAGCACAGAAAUGAUCACCAGUCAUAACACCAACACCACCCCUCUAUCCACCUUGUUGACUACAUUCCCCACCACUACCCCUGAUACCACCUCCCACAGUACCCCCAGCUUCACUUCAUCAGCCAUUUACUCCACAGUCAGCACAUCCACAACUGCCAUCUCCUCAGCUUCCCCUCCCUCAGGUACCAUAGUGACUUCCACAACCAUGACCCCGUCUUCUCUGACUACAGACAUCCCUUUGACAACACCAACAACUACCACCCACCCUUCUGUGGGCUCUACUGGCUUCCUGACUACAGGAACAGACCUCACAUCAACAUUCACUGUUUCCAGUUCCUCAGCAAUGUCCACAAGUGUCAUUCCAUCUUCCCCCAGCAUCCAGAAUACAGAAACCUCAUCCCUUGUCAGCAUGACCUCUGCCACCACUCCCAGCGAGAGACCAACUCUCACAAGUACUGACAGCACUCCAACAAGUUCUCUCCUGACGACCUUCUCAAGUACAUAUUCAUUUUCCUCUUCCAUGUCUGCCAGCAGUGCUGGGACCACUCACACAGAGACUAUUUCUUCACCUCCAGCCAGCACCAGUACACUCCACACAACAGCUGAAUCCACCCUGUCACCCGCUGCCACCACCUCAUUCACCACCUCGACAACGAUGGAACCACCUUUAACCACUGUAGCAACUACAGGCACAGGUCAGACCACCUUCCCCAGCUCUACAGCCACAUUCCCUGAGACCACCACACUGACUCCUGCAAUUGACAUUUCUACAGAAUCUCUAACAACAGCCAUGACUUCUACUCCCCCCAUCAGUUCUUCAAUCACUCCCACCAAUACAGUGACUUCUAUGACAACUACGACUUCUUGGCCCACAGCCACUAAUACGUUAUCAUCACUCACCAGUAGCAUUUUAUCUUCUCCACCUGUCCCAAGCACAGAAAUGAUCACCAGUCAUAACACCAACACCACCCCUCUAUCCACCUUGUUGACUACAUUCCCCACCACUACCCCUGAUACCACCUCCCACAGUACCCCCAGCUUCACUUCAUCAGCCAUUUACUCCACAGUCAGCACAUCCACAACUGCCAUCUCCUCAGCUUCCCCUACCUCAGGUACCAUAGUGACUUCCACAACCAUGACCCCGUCUUCUCUGACCACAGACAUCCCUUCGACAACACCAACAACUAUCAUCCACCCUUCUGUGGGCUCUACUGGCUUCCUGACUACAGGAACAGACCUCACAUCAACAUUCACUGUUUCCAGUUCCUCAGCAAUGUCCACAAGUGUCAUUCCAUCUUCCCCCAGCAUCCAGAAUACAGAAACCUCAUCCCUUGUCAGCAUGACCUCUGCCACCACUCCCAGCGAGAGACCAACUCUCACAAGUACUGACAGCACUCCAACAAGUUCUCUCCUGACGACCUUCUCAAGUACAUAUUCAUUUUCCUCUUCCAUGUCUGCCAGCAGUGCUGGGACCACUCACACAGAGACUAUUUCUUCACCUCCAGCCAGCACCAGUACACUCCACACAACAGCUGAAUCCACCCUGUCACCCGCUGCCACCACCUCAUUCACCACCUCGACAACGAUGGAACCACCUUUAACCACUGUAGCAACUACAGGCACAGGUCAGACCACCUUCCCCAGCUCUACAGCCACAUUCCCUGAGACCACCACACUGACUCCUACAACUGACAUGUCCACAGAAUCUCUAACAACAGCCAUGACUUCUACUCCUCCCAUCACUUCUUCAGUCACUCCCACCAAUACAGUGACUUCUAUGGCAAGAACGACUUCCUGGCCCACAGCCGGUAAUAUGUUAUCAUCACUCACCAGUAGCAUUUUAUAUUCGACACCUGUCCUGAGCACAGAAACAAUCACCAGUCAUAACACCAACAGCAGCCCUCUAUCCACCUUGGUGACCACACUCCCCACUACCAUCACCAGGUCUAGACCUACAUCUGAGACCACCUACACUACUUCUCCCACUAGCACAGCCACAGACUCCACUACCGACAUCAGCUACCCCACAAGUAUGACAGGUACAUUGUUCCCUGAGACUUCUCUCCCGCCCACCUCUUCCUCUCUCCUAACCAUAGAAACUGCCACGACUCCUAUCACAACCUUGGUAACCACCACUCCUGAAACCACCUCCCACAGUGUUCCCAGUUUCACUUCUUCAACCAUCUACUCCACAAGCAGUACAACCACAACUGCCAUCUCCUCAGCUUCGCCUACCUCAGGUACCAUGGUGACUUCCACAACCAUGACCCCAUCUUCUCUGAGUACAGACAUCCCUUCGACAACACCCACAACUAUCACCCACUCUUCUGUGAGCUCUACUGAAUCCUUGACUACAACAGCAGUUCUCUCCUCAACAUUUGCUGUUUCCAGUACCUCAGCAGUGUCCACAAGUGACAUCCCAUCUUCCCCCAACAUCCAGAAUACAGAAACCUCAUCCCUUGUCAGCAUGACCUCUGCCACCACUCCCAGCGAGAGACCAACUCUCACAAGUACUGAGGGCACUCAGACAACUUCCCUCCUGACGAGCUUCCCAGCAACAUAUUCAUUUUCCUCUUCCAUGUCUGCCAGCAGUGCAGGGACCACUCACACCGAGAGUAUCUCCUCACCUCCAUCCAUCACCAGUAUACUCCACACAACAGCUGGAUCCACCCCAUCACCCACAACCACCACGUCAUUCACAACAUUUACAACGAUGGAAACACCUUCUUCCACUGUAGCAACUAAAGGCACAGGUCAGACUACAUGGACCAGUUCAACAGCCACAUCCCCUGAGACCACCACACUGACUCCUACCCUUGACAUUUCCACAGGAUCUUUCAAAACAGCAGUGAGUUCUACUCCCCCCAUCACUUCUUCAAUCACCUCCACAUAUACAAUGACAUCUAUGACAACUACCAACCCUCUGCCCACAGCCACUAAUAUGUUACCAUCAUUCACCAGUAGCAUUUCAUCUUCUAUGCCUGUCCCAAGUACAGAAGCGAUCACCACUGGUACCACAAACACCACCCCUUUGUCUUCCCUGGUGACCACAUUAUCCAAUUACGACACCAGUUCUACACCUGCGUCUGAGACCACCUACCCUACUUCUCUUACUAGUGCUCUCACAGAUUCCACAGUCAGAACCACCUAUUCCACCAGUAUGACCGGUACAUUGUCCACUGUGACCUCUCUCCGACCCACCUCUUUGUCUCUUCCAACCACAGUAACAGCCACAGUUCCUACAACAAACUUGGUAACCACGACCACCAAGACCACCUCACACAGUACUCCUAGCUUCACUUCUUCAAUCACAACCACCGAGACCACCUCACACCGUACUCCCAGCUUCACUUCUCCAAUCACGACCACUGAGACCCCCUCACACAGUACUCCUAGCUUCACUUCUUCAAUCACUAUCAUGGAGACCACAUCACACAGUACUCCCAACUUCACUUCUUCAAUCACCACCAGUGAGAGCCCCUCACACAGUAUUCCCAGCUUCACUUCUUCAAUCACCACCACCGAGACCCCUUCACACAGUACUCCCAGCUUCACUUCUUCAAUAACCACCACUGAGACUACCUCACACAGUACACCCAGCUACACUUCUUUGAUCACCACCACCGAGACCACCUCACACAAUACUCCCAGCUUCACUUCUUCGAUCACCACCACCGAGACCACCUCAUACAGUACUCCCAGCUUCACUUCUUCAAUCACCACCACCGAGACUACCUCAAGCAGUACACCCAGAUACACUUCUUUGAUCACUAUCACCAAGACCACCUCAAACAGUACUCCCAGCGUCGCUUUGAUCACCACCACGGAGACCACAUCCCACAGUACUCCCAGCUUCACUUCUUCAAUCACCACCACUGAGACCACCUCACACAGUACUCCCAGCUUCACUUCUUCGAUCACCACCACCAAGACCAACUCAAACAGUACUCCCAGCUUCACUUCUUUGAUCGCCACCACUGAGACCACAUCCCACACUACUCCCAGCUUCACUUCUUCAAUCACCACCACUGAGAUCACAUCCCACAGUAUUCCCAGCUUCACGUCUUCGAUCAUCACCACUGAGACCACCUCACACAGUACUCCAAGCUUCACUUCUUCGAUCACCACCACCGAGACCACCUCACACAGUACUCCCAGCUUCACUUCUUCAAUCACCACUACUGAGACCACAUCACACAGUACUCCUGGCCUCACUUCUGUGGUCACCACCACCGAGGCAACCUCACACGUUACUCCUGGCCUCACUUCAAUCACCACCAGUGAGAGCACCUUACACAGUACUCCCACCUUCACUUCUUCAGUCACCACCACCGAGACCACCUCACAAAGUACUGUCAGCUUCACUUCCUUAAUCACCACCACUGCGACGACCUCACACAGUACUCCCAGCUUCAGUUCUUCAAUCACCACCACCAGGACCACCUCACCCGAUACUCCCAGCUUCACUUCUUCCAUCACCAACACUGAGACCACCUCACACAGUACUCCCAGCUUCACUUCUUCAACCAGCUACUCCACAGUCAGCACAUCCACAACUGCCAUCACCUCACAUUUUACUACCUCAGAGACUGGGGUGACUUCCACACCUGUAACUCCAGCUUCUCAGAGUACAGACAUCCCGACCACAACCGUGCAAACUCUCACCCCCUCAUCUGUGGGAACCAGUACUUCAUUGACUACAACCACAGACCUUCCCUCUAUACCCACGGAUAUUGGUAGCUUAUCAACCCCAACACGCAUCAUUUCAUCCUCUCCCUCCAUCCAAAGCACAGAAACAUCAUCCCUUGUGGGCACAACCUCUCCCACCAUGUCCACUGUGAGAACGACCCUCAGAAGUACUGAGAACACCCCAAUCACUUCCUUUAGCACAAGUAUUGUUGUUACACCUGAAACCCCAACACAGACCCCUCCUGUACUGACGUCUGCCACCGGGACCCAAACAUCUCCUGUACCUACUACUGUCAACUUUGGAAGUACAGAUUUCUCCACGUCCACUCUUCACACUCUUACUCCAUCAACAGCCUUGAGCACGAUCAUGUCAACAUCACAGGUUCCCAUUCCUAGCACACAUUCCUCCACCCUUCAAACAAGUGCUUCUACUCCCUCAUUGCAAACUUCACUCACAUCUACAAGUGAGUUCACUACAGAAUCUUUCACUAGGGGAAGUACAUCUACAAACGCAAUCUUGACUUCUUUUAGUACCAUCAUCUGGUCCUCAACACACACUAUCAUGUCCUCUUCUCCAUCUUCCGCCAGCAUAACUCCAUUGUUCUCUACCAACACUCAUUCUGUUCCUUCUUCAGCAUACACUUUCAGUACAGAAAAUAUGGGCUCCUCUUCUAUCACAGCCUUUCCUACUCUCUCUUCCUCUGCAACCACCAGCACUUCUCCAACCAGCUCCUCUCUGACCACAGCUCUCACUGAAAUAACCCCCUUUUCUUAUAUUUCCCUUCCCUCCACCACACCCUGUCCAGAAACUAUAACAAUUACCAUAGUCCCUGCCUCUCCCACUGAUCCGUGUGUUGAAAUGGAUUCCAGCACUGAAGCUACUUCUCCUCCCACCACCCCGUUAGCAGUGCUUCCCUUUACUACCGAAAUGGUCACCUGUCCUAGCUCCAUCAGUAUGCAAACUACCCUUGCUACAUAUAUGGACACUUCUUCCAUGACGCCAGAAAGUGAGUCCAGCAUCACAACGAAUGCUUCCAGUUCCACUGGCACUGGGACUGUACCCACAAACACGGUUUUCACAAGUACUGAAAUGCCCACCAGUGAGACCUGGCUGAGCACCAUCUCUGUGAUCCCCCCACAUCUUCCUGGCGUCUCUACCGUCCCGCUCACCACGAAACCAAGCAGCAGCCUUUCGACCAUCCUGAGGACUUCAAGCAAGUCAGCACACUCCUCCCCAUCCACCACCAGGACUUCAGAGACACCAGUGGCCACUACCCAGACUCCUACCACCCUUACAUCGCGCAGGACAACUCCCACCACUUCUCAGACGACCACACAGUCAACGUUGACCACCACUGCAGGCACCUGUGACAAUGGCGGCACCUGGGAACAGGGCCAGUGUGCUUGCCGUCCGGGGUUCUCUGGGGACCGCUGUCAGUUCCAGACCAGCUGCCUCAACGGGGGUCAGUGGGAUAACCUCAAGUGCCAGUGCCCCAGCACCUUCUAUGGUUCCCGUUGUGAGUUUGCUGUGGAACAGGUGGAUCUAGAUGUAGUGGAGACUGAGGUGGACAUGGAAGUGUCUGUCGAUCAGGAGUUCUCGCCGGACCUCAAUGACAACACUUCUCAGGCCUACAGGGAUUUCAACAAGACCUUCUGGAAUCAGAUGCAGAAGAUUUUUGCAGGCAUGCGGGGCUUCAACUUCAAGGGUGUGGAGAUCCUGUCCCUGAGGAAUGGCAGCAUCGUGGUGGACUACCUGGUCCUGCUGGAGCUGCCCUUCAGCUCCCAGCUGGAGAGCCAGUACGAGCAGGCGAAGACGACGCUGAAGGAGGCGCUGCAGAAUGCCAGCCAGGAUGCGGACAGCUGCCAGGACUCCCAGACCCUGUGUUUUAAGCCUGACUCCAUCAAGGUGAACAACAACAGCAGGACAGAGCUGACCCCGAAAGCCAUCUGCCGCCGCGCCGCUCCCGCGGGCUAUGAGGAGUUCUACUUCCCCUUGGUGGAGGCCACCAGGCUCCGCUGUGUCACCAGUUGCACGUCGGGCGUGGACAACGCCAUCAACUGUCACCAGGGCCAGUGCGUUCUGGAGAGGAGCGGUCCCACCUGUCGCUGCUACUCCACGGACACGCACUGGUUCUCCGGCCCGCGCUGCGAGGUGGCCAUCCACUGGAGGGCGCUGGUCGGGGGCCUGACGGCGGGCGCCGCGCUGCUGCUGCUGCUGCUACUAGCGCUGGGUGUCUGGGCAGUGCGCUCCGGACUGUGGAGCUGCCAGUACCUAGACCGGUCCUGGGACCAGGACAGGAAAUGGUUCGAGACCUGGGAUGAGGAAGUCGUGGGCACUUUUUCAAACUGGGGUUUCGAGGUCGACGGAACAGACAAGGAUGAAAAUUUCCGUGUGGCCUUGGAGAACGUGGACACCACUAUGAAGGUGCACAUCAAGAGACCCGAGAUGACCUCAUCCUCAGUGUGAGCCCUGCGGGCCCCGUCACCAUCCCCUCUGCCCUGCCUGGGACACAAGGCUCUGCACUGCGUCCAUUUCAAGUGGUGGCCCCAGAACGGGAGCAGCCCAGGCACCUGCUGUUCUUGGGCAAAAUGAGACUGUUCCCCCAAAUCCCAUCCUUGUCUUUCCAACUUGGCUGAAACCCACCAGGAGACACAGUUCAGGUGCAGGCUCUUCCACUGCGGAACCUUGGGCAAGUCAGUAAGGAGCCUCAGUUUCCUCACCUGCAAAAUGGGUACAACAUUCCUGUGUGAUAUCUCACACCAUUGUUGUGUAAACCACAUGGACUUGGUCAAUUCUGGGUCCUACUCUGCCCUCCCGUCUCAGCCCUCAUGUUGCCAUUGCCUCUCUCGGAUCCUCCAAUCCUCAUGUCCUUCGCCUGGUCUCCGGCCCUGGUUCCUAUUUUCUCUCAAUUCCCUACUGCCUGUUUCUUACUUUGAACCUGGAGGCAGCCUGCAGCCCAUCCCAUCUCCUGUCCUCUCCUGAUCUAACUCCCUGCUGUGUCUCUUGCUCUCAUUCCUUAGAUGUCCUCUCCUUCUGACACCGUUCCUUCAAGCAUCCUGCCCCCCAGUCCCCCAGCCCUAAAUCCUCCCUCCUCUCCUCACAUCCUGGUCCCUAGCAAGGUAUAGAUAGCCUCUGUGUCUUAGGGUACCCCAGCUGCUGUUCCCCCCAUCACUCCGUUGCCCAAUUCCCUGUUUCUCUUGCUCUCAUUCCUUGUAUCUUCUCCCCUUCUGAGCCGGUCCAUUAGUUGGUUCUGCCCCCCACUCCCCCUGCCCUAAAUACCCCAGCUGCUGUUCCCCCCAUCACCCUGCUGCCCGAUUCUUUAUUCUCCACCUCUUUCUCUCACCCCUGGAGCCCCGAGGGUGGGGGCAGGGCAUGAGUUCCCCAGUCCCCAAGGAAAGGCAGCCCCCUCAGUCCCCCUCCUCCUCACUCCCUUCGAUCUUCCUCCCCUCUCACCUCACCACUGCCUUUUAAACCCAUCCCCUCCCUUUUCCUUCCUCCGUCCCUCUCUCCCUGAUGUCACCUCGAUUGAUUCCUGAUUCCUGCCAUAACUCUGAGUCCUGAAAUCCUCAAUCUCCUUGGCAGUGAAGAUCGGCUUCGGGGACCGGAAGUCGGCACAUCUCCAGGUCUCCAUGUGAACACAAUAUAGAGUUUACUGUAAAAGAAA
Macaca mulatta (Rhesus monkey) is the source of this 13366-nucleotide messenger RNA. The record is from RefSeq and is a predicted model, not a curated record. Lineage: Eukaryota; Metazoa; Chordata; Mammalia; Primates; Cercopithecidae.